Messenger RNA from Andrographis paniculata, 1920 nucleotides. RefSeq names its product putative DUF21 domain-containing protein At1g03270. The record is from RefSeq and is a predicted model, not a curated record. The transcript has 14 exons. Bases 260 to 1708 code for a protein of 482 amino acids. Gene Ontology annotation, biological process: magnesium ion homeostasis. Lineage: Eukaryota; Viridiplantae; Streptophyta; Magnoliopsida; Lamiales; Acanthaceae. Gene Ontology annotation, cellular component: intracellular membrane-bounded organelle.
CAACCAUGCAACAAAACAAGAGGUUUAAUAAAGUCUCUGUAGUGUGAAGCCAAUCUCUGUACAACCGCCGGCGACGACAACCGUUGAUCGGCUACCCAAGCUGCCACUCCCGCCGUCCGAUCAGAAUCCAAAUCCAAUUCUCAAGCACGUCACCCACCGCUUCGUCUAAGCAAUUAUCAACUGCAAUUUUUAGCUUCCGGAGAAAUUAACUCUGUAAUACACUUACGUCUACAGAAAUUUUAUACUGUUGUCGCCAGCGAUGGGUUUGUCGCCAAACGCGGCGGCGGUGGCGCUGACGUGGAUGAUGACGCGCGCUUUCUAUUUGGAUUCACAAGAUAUCGAAUUUGGGGACCCAUGGUGGUUCGUGUACGCCGGCGUAUCCUGCUUCCUUGUACUUUUCGCCGGAGUCAUGUCCGGUCUGACCUUGGGAUUGAUGUCUCUCGGACUUGUUGAGCUUGAAAUCCUCCAGCGAAGCGGCACCGCUGCCGAGAAGAAACAAGCUGCAAUCAUUUUGCCGGUUGUUCAAAAGCAACAUCAACUGCUCGUCACUCUACUUCUCUGCAAUGCUGCUGCAAUGGAGGCUCUUCCAAUAUAUCUGGAUAAACUAUUUCAUCCUGCUGUUGCUGUUAUACUCUCGGUGACUUUUGUUCUUGCCUUCGGUGAGAUCAUUCCGCAAGCCGUGUGCUCUAAACAUGGGCUGGCUGUUGGUGCAAAUUUCGUUUGGCUCGUGCGUGCUUUAAUGAUAAUCUGCUAUCCUAUAGCCUACCCAAUCGGAAAGAUUCUGGAUGCUGUGCUAGGACACCAUGAUGCUUUGUUUAGGCGACAGCAGUUGAAAGCACUCGUCUCUAUCCACAGCCAGGAGGCAGGUAAAGGUGGUGAGCUUACUCAUGAUGAAGCAACCAUCAUUAGUGGAGCACUGGAUUUGACUGAGAAGACUGCAGAGGCAGCUAUGACACCUAUUGAAUCUACUUUCUCCCUUGAUGUGAAUUCCAAAUUGGAUUGGGAAGCCAUUGGAAAGAUUCUUGCAAGGGGUCAUAGUCGAAUUCCAGUGUAUUCAGGAAACCCCAAGAACAUUAUUGGACUUCUACUGGUGAAAACGCUUCUCACUGUGCGGGCUGAGACAGAGACUCCAGUGAAUGCUGUUUCCAUCCGUAGAAUGCCGAGGGUACCGGCAGACAUGCCCCUUUACGAUAUACUCAAUGAAUUUCAGAAGGGAAGUAGUCAUAUGGCAGCUGUUGUGAAGGUCAGACACAGAGAGAAAACUCCCAGUUCUCUCGAUGUUCCUGCAAAAGAUGCCCCCAAAAAGAUUACCAAUGGUUAUUCCGAGUUGACAAUCCCAUUGAUAGACAAGUGCAAUGAACCACCAAGUAGCGUCGUGAUCAAUGUGGAAAAGCCUCAGCAAAAUGGAUUUUCGACAAAUAGCUGGAACAGCGAAUCUCCAGAGACUGAGGAUGGAGAAGUUAUAGGCAUAAUCACCUUGGAAGAUGUUUUCGAAGAACUUCUGCAAGAGGAAAUCGUUGAUGAGACUGAUGUAUAUAUUGAUGUACAUAAGAGGAUACGAGUAGCUGCCGCAGCAGCAGCAGCAGCUUCAUACGUUGCUCGAGCGCCUUCCAAAUGUAGACCUAAUCCAAAACCAUCUUCUGGAGGUCAAGGCAAGAAAGGCCCGACUACGAAGAAAUUGCAGAACCUGGAAGAUGAUGCAUUCUAGUCUCUGCUGGAGCAUUUAGAAGGUCAGAUGUUCUCAACUAAAGUGCUAAUCAUCCUUUAGGCUAGGUUGUCAAAAAGCCAAUACAAUCACUGAAUCACAUAGGAAGUGCAAGAUUUUGUGAUUAGCAGAAUUAUACUUUGUGUCGUGUUCUAGGAAAUUUUCAGCUCAUAUAAUGAUGAAUGUAUCUGCGUAAUGAGAUAUCAGAUUUGCUA